AUGGAUGACAUUAUCUUUAUCUCUCAAAGAAAGUAUACUAAGAGUAUAGUGAAGAAGUUUGACAUAGAAAAUGCUAGUCAUAAAAGGACACAUGCACCAAUCCACUUGAAAUUGACUAAAGAUGAAAAAGGUGUAAAUAUGGAUCAAAGUCUGUGCAUGAGUAUGAUUGAUAGUUUGUUGUAUCUUGUAGCUAGCAGACCUGACAUUACAUUUGUUAUAGGAGUAUGUGCAAGGUAUAAGUCUGAACCCAAAAUGAGUCAUAUUACUCAAGUAAAAAGGAUCCUGAAGUAUAUCAAUGGAACUAGUGACUAUGGAAUGUUGUAUUCUCAUAAUUCAAAUCCUUUUCUUAUAGGAUAUUAUGAUGCAGAUUGGGCAGGCAAUGUUGAUGAUAUAAAUAGCACUUCUGGGGGAUGUUUAUUCUUGGGAAAUAAUAUUAUAUCUUGGUUCUUCAAGAAGCAAAAUAAUGUGUUUUUAUCUACGGUUGAGGCUGAAUAUAUUGCAGCAGAAAGCAGUUGUUCUCAAUUAAUUUGGAUGAAACAAAUGUUAGAAGAAUGCAAUGUCCAACAAGAUGUCAUGACAUUGGAUCUUAUUAAAGACAAAUUCGUUACUCUUGAGAAUGUAACCACUAAUAAGCAACUGGCAGAUAUCUUUACUAAUGCCUUAGAUGAAAAUCAGUUUGAAAAGUUAAGGGGCGAUUUGGGAAUUUGCGUGCUUGAAGAAUUAUAG
Messenger RNA from Lathyrus oleraceus (garden pea), 726 nucleotides. Its product is annotated as secreted RxLR effector protein 161-like. NCBI's taxonomy places the organism in Eukaryota, Viridiplantae, Streptophyta, Magnoliopsida, Fabales, Fabaceae. The record is from RefSeq and is a predicted model, not a curated record. The transcript is spliced from 2 exons. The coding region runs from base 1 to 726 and encodes 241 amino acids.